AUUGAAAAUGUUGAUGUCUGCCUUAGUUUUCUAGCAGCCAGAGGAGUAAAUGUUCAAGGUCUAUCCGCUGAAGAAAUAAGAAAUGGAAACUUAAAAGCCAUUCUAGGGCUGUUUUUCAGUUUGUCUCGCUACAAGCAGCAACAACACCAUCAGCAACAGUAUUACCAGUCUCUGGUGGAGCUUCAGCAGCGAGUCAGCCACGCCUCCCCUCAGGCAGAAGCCAGUCAGGCCAAAACCCAACAAGAUAUGCAGUCCAGUCUGGCAGCCAGAUAUGCAACUCAGUCUAAUCACAGUGGAAUUGCAACCAGUCAAAAAAAGCCUACUAGGCUUCCAGGUCCCUCUAGGGUACCAGCUGCCGGCAGCUGCAGCAAGGUCCAGGGAGCCUCUAAUUUAAAUAGGAGAAGUCAGAGCUUUAAUAGCAUUGACAAAAACAAGCCUCCAAAUUAUGCAAAUGGCAAUGAAAAAGAUUCCUCCAAAGGACCUCAGCCAUCUUCAGGUGUAAAUGGUAACACGCAGCCCCCUGGCACCGCGGGGCAGCCCCCCGCCUCUGCCAUCCCUUCUCCGAGCGCCAGCAAGCCCUGGCGGAGCAAGUCCAUGAAUGUCAAGCACAGCGCCACCUCCACCAUGCUGACCGUGAAGCAGUCCAGCCCAGCCACCUCCCCCACGCCACCUGCAGACAGACUGAAGCCCCCUGUCUCAGAAGGGGUCAAAACAGCCUCCUCGGGACAGAAAUCCAUGCUUGAAAAAUUCAAGCUGGUCAAUGCACGGACUGCUUUACGCCCCCCACAGUCUCCCAGUUUGGGGCCCAGUGAUGGGGGGAAGGAUGACGAUGCCUUUUCUGAAUCUGGUGAGAUGGAAGGUUUUAAUAGUGGUCUGAAUAGCGGUGGCUCAACCAAUAGCAGCCCCAAAGUGUCCCCUAAAUUAGCCCCUCCAAAAGCUGGAAGCAAAAAUCUCAGCAAUAAAAAGUCUUUGCUACAGCCAAAGGAUAAAGAGGAAAAGAACAGGGACAAAAAUAAAGUUUGCACUGAAAAACCAGUCAAGGAUGAGAAGGAUCAGGUGACAGAGACGGCUCCGAAAAAGACCUCUAAAAUUGCAAGCUUGAUCCCCAAGGGUAGCAAGACGGCAGCAGCCAAGAAAGAAAGCCUAAUCCCCUCUUCCAGUGGCAUUCCAAAACCGGGCUCGAAGGUGCCCACAGCAAAGCAGACCGUUUCACCAGGCAGUGCAGUGAGCAAAGAGUCGGAAAAAUUCAGGACUACCAAGGGAAGCCCUUCCCAGUCCUUACCUAAGCCCAUGACCACUGAGAAAGCAAGCACAUCCAAUUGCCCCACUCCGUUGGAAGGAAGGGAAGCCAGCCAAGCCCCUCCCGCUGGCUCCUGUGCUGUGCUGGGGGCGCCCGGCGGGGGGCAGGCCACGGGGAAUGGUGCUGUCCAACUCCCCCAGCAGCAGCAACACAGCCACCCCAACACGGCCACGGUGGCUCCGUUCAUCUACAG
Leptonychotes weddellii (Weddell seal) is the source of this 1493-nucleotide messenger RNA. NCBI's taxonomy places the organism in Eukaryota, Metazoa, Chordata, Mammalia, Carnivora, Phocidae. The record is from RefSeq and is a predicted model, not a curated record.